This is a messenger RNA of Trypanosoma grayi, 390 nucleotides long. RefSeq names its product trafficking protein particle complex 2. The coding region runs from base 1 to 390 and encodes 129 amino acids. NCBI's taxonomy places the organism in Eukaryota, Euglenozoa, Kinetoplastea, Trypanosomatida, Trypanosomatidae. Gene Ontology annotation, biological process: endoplasmic reticulum to Golgi vesicle-mediated transport. Gene Ontology annotation, cellular component: cytoplasm; TRAPP complex; nucleus. The record is from RefSeq and is a predicted model, not a curated record. The transcript has a single exon.
AUGUUGAUGGUGAUCGGCCCCGAUGACUCUUCGUUGUUUGAGUGUGGGAAGUCGCUCGACGGCGACAGCGCACACCUCUCGCGGCAGCUGAUGCUGUACGCCUCCUUGGAUCUUCUGGAUGAUGUUAUCUGGACGACAGGGGAUUUUUUCCUCCCCGCGAUUGACCGGCCAUUUGAUGGAAAGUACUGCGUGUCCGCGUAUGCCGGCUUCGCGCCCGUUAGGCUGCUGCUGAUGCAGGACCACGACCCCACCAAGCAGACACGAAACUUUCUUAACGAGGCGUACGAGUUGUGCGUGCGGUAUCUUCUGAACCCGUUCUCAUCCACCAGCGCCCCCAUUCGCCAAACCCUGCGAGAGAAGCUGGCGCGGCUGUAUGAACGCUUGCAGUAG